AUGUCAGGGGGGGGGGGGGGGCCGACGACGGGGCGGCCACACCGGCGCCGACGCACGAGUCGGCGGCCGCGGGGAGAAGCCGGCAGCGACGCUCUCGACACGGGCGGGCGGCCUGGCCCGCAGCCGGCGGCCUACGACCGGUGGUGGGGGCCGCCGGCCGGCCGCCCGCACCCCCGAGCCUCCGAGGCGGGCGGGGGCGGGGGGGACGGAGGCCGUGACCGCAGGGAGGGGGCAGGGGACCCCGCGGGGCACGCCCGGCGGCCCGAGCGACUCAGGCUCACGCCGGUGGGAGGGGCGACGCAGCCGCGGGAGGGCCGGUGUCCGCCCGCGCUGCGCCGCGGCGCGUGGCUCCGGCCCGUGAGGCGGCGGGGCCCCCGGGGCGGGGUGCAUGCCCGAGGGGCCGAGAGGGCCGCGGCGCCCGGGCGAGGGGGCGCGGAGGGCAGGGCCGGGGAGAGGCAGGGAGGGGGGGCAGGGGGAGAACGGGCCCCAGUCCGAGACCGCGGCCCGCCCGAGCGGGCCGGGCGCGCGGGGGGCGGGGGGGGCAAAACGGUAGAUGGCCGCGGGAGCCCCGGGCGGCGGGGGCGGCCCGCGCCGCCCGCCACCCGCGGCCCGCCGGGAGCAGCGGGGCAAGGGGGGACGGACCCCACGCGCGCCCUAGCACCCAGGGUGCAAGGAGGAGCGGGGACAUCCGAGACCAGAAGCCGAGGGUGGGGGGGGAGGGGGGGGGCCGCCUGCCGGAGGGGGGACAGGCAGCGCCCGCCGCAGGCCCAGGGUCCGAGGGCCGCCGGGGGCGGGGCGGGCGCGCGCCCCGAGCGCGGCCGGCGCGCGCGGCGAGCCGGACGGCAGAACAGAAUGGCGGCCGAGCACAGCCAGCCCGCCCGGACGCGGGCGCGCGCGGGGCCCCGCCCGCCCGCGCGCGGUGUCCCGGUCCCCGGGGAGACCAGGGCAGGCGGCCAGGCCGCACCGCGCCGACGGGCGGUGGCGGACGCGGGGGACGGAGCACGCGCGCCCUACUCCCGCAGCCCCAAGCGGCCUACGCGGAGGCGCGGGGCGGGAUGGGGGGGGGCGGGGGCCCGGCGCGUCCCGCCCCCGGCCCGAGCGCGCGACCGAGCGGGGCGAGGGCCUGUUGGCAUAAGCGCGCCGCGCGGGGGGCGGGCGCCGGCCAGCCGGGCGGCGGGGCGGCGGGAGGAAAGGGGGGGACGAGGGCGGGGUGAGGGGAGAGGUGCGCCCCGCGCACGGGCGCGGGGGAGCCGUGACACGGCCCCGGCCCCGGAACCGAAGCUCCGAACCCGGCCGCCCCGGGGCACGGGUGGGGGGGCCGCGAAGACCGGAGGGCGCCACAAGGGGGCCAAGGGGGGGGGCACGGUCACCGCGAUGCUCGCCCGCCGGCGGACAACCGGCGCGGCGGCGAGCGGGCGCGGGAGGGCCCCAGGGCCGGCGGGGCGGGGCCCGACAGUCCGACCCCCGCGCUCAGAGCGGCGGACAGCGGGGGGGGGAAGAGGGGUGCAGCCGCCACCGGGCCCUCGCCCCCCCGCCGCCGCGGCCGCGCGGAGGCGCUUGGCAGCGGACCCGCCCGCACAAGCCUCGAGCCGGCCGGCACCCCCGCCCCGGACGCACCCGAGGCAGCGCCGGUCGACGGGCGCACGAGGGAAGACGCGACGCCGUCGAACGCCGGGCAGGGGCGCCACGUGCCGGCGGAGUGAGGCCGACGCGGCGGUCGGGGGUGAGGCGGACGGGCGGGGACCGGGGCAGAGCAGGGCAGGGGGGACCUGUGGUGGAACGGGCCGCGCCCAACCAAACCCCCACCCCACCCCCCAGGGGGCGCGCAGGGAGUCCCGGCUCGCGACGAGCGCUGGGUCGCACCGUUCGGGAGCGCAGCCGCAGGGUGGCGCGGCCCGGGCAGAGGGGCGGCGGGGAGGAGGGAGCCGGGCGGGGGCGAGCGGAGGGGGGUCCGGGGAGGGGGGCGCGGGACUGCCGGUGGGCGGAGCGCCCGAGCGGAUGGAGGAGACGCCCGCCCCACGGCUCGGGCGGAGCCGGGAGUUGGGGGGGGGCGGGAGCGCCGCGCGACGUCCGCGGCGGGGGGAGGGACUGCUCGGCGCCCAGGGCGCGCUACACCCGGAAGCCCAGGGAUGUGAGCGUGGCGGCCCCCAGGUCGAAUGCGGGGCGCCGGGACCCCGGCAGCGGCCGCCGCGCGACCGCCCAAGGGGGGGCAAGAGGGGACCAGGAAAGGCGCGCCACGGGGCACGCGGAGCGGCAGAGGACGCCGGCCGCGCCAGCGCGCGGCGGAGCCGCGCCGGAGCCGUGGGGCGCCAGGGGGGGGCGGCGCGGCGGCGGCGGGUCGAACGGGCCGCCGGGGCGCAAGGGCCAGCCGGUUCGGCCGGAGGGGGGGCGCGGCGGCCAGGCGGGCGGGGGAGCGGGCGAGGGGGCGGCCGGACCUGCGCGGCGGAUGCAGGGGGGGACCGGGCAGGCCGGCUGGCGGCGCGGGCCCCCCCGCCCCUGGGCAAGCGGGCCUAG
This is a messenger RNA of Indicator indicator, 2514 nucleotides long. RefSeq names its product collagen alpha-1(III) chain-like. Bases 1 to 2514 code for a protein of 837 amino acids. The transcript is spliced from 3 exons. The record is from RefSeq and is a predicted model, not a curated record. Lineage: Eukaryota; Metazoa; Chordata; Aves; Piciformes; Indicatoridae.